Anguilla anguilla (European eel) is the source of this 573-nucleotide messenger RNA. Its product is annotated as homeobox protein BarH-like 2. The annotation marks the transcript as partial. Gene Ontology annotation, molecular function: DNA-binding transcription factor activity, RNA polymerase II-specific; DNA binding. NCBI's taxonomy places the organism in Eukaryota, Metazoa, Chordata, Actinopteri, Anguilliformes, Anguillidae. The transcript is spliced from 3 exons. Gene Ontology annotation, biological process: regulation of DNA-templated transcription. The record is from RefSeq and is a predicted model, not a curated record.
CCCCCGUCCCCUGAUAGCCCACCCCUCCCCCCUUCCCACUGGAGCCCCCGCACCGAGCGCCGCUCGUCCAGCGAGACGCUCGUCAACACCAGCAGCAGCGAAUCGGAGACGGAGCAGGGCUCCGCCCGCCAGAGGAAGGCCCGUCGGGUGCGCACCAUCUUCUCCGAGCACCAGCUCUUCGCCCUGGAGAAGAAGUUCCAGAGACAGAAGUACCUCUCCACGCCCGACAGAUCAGACUUGGCCAUGUCUCUAGGACUGACUCCACUGCAGGUGAAGACCUGGUACCAAAACCGUCGCAUGAAGUGGAAGAAAAUGGUGUUGAAAAGAGGACAGAAGUCUCCCACUAAACCAAAGGGCAGGCCGAAGAAGAACUCCAUUCCCUCCAUGGAGGAAAUCGAGGAAGAGGAGAGACUGGCACAGCAGGAGAGGGAUCUUGCACAUGAAUCAAUGCCGGAGGACAUGCCUCAGGCUGAAAACUCCAAAUCCCACAAUCCUCCAUUGCCAGAGGGUUCCACACAAGAGCAGGAAUCUACAGAUCAACCAGGCAUGCUCAUGGGAAGCUAAAGACACCAG